AUGGCAUGCAGCCGGCCUCAAAGCUAUUAUCCGCGGGACAAAGGCGAAAUGCGCAGUGCGUCUUGUGCUCAAUGUUCAAGGACUGCUCCUUCUUGGCCUGAGCUAACUAGCUGCAUCCCAAGCGUACCUUCUGCUGGACACACUUGAGUCAUGCGACUUCUUCUGCUCACUGUUUUGGUACUGGCUGUAUCGGAAUGGGUGUUAGCAACCAACCCAGUAGUUGACCCUGAUGCCACCAUCGACAGUAUCCUCAACUGCGGGUUGCCACCACCAUUGCUUGGUUUUGAUCUGAACGGAAACCACUUUCCGGUCGAGUCUGAGUUCAUUAACACUUUUCCUGGUGGCCAGCCAUCAAUCGCCACAAUGAUAACCCUUCUCAAUUCAUUGGGAACAGAUUUAAACCUUGCCGCUCAGGCGGUUUUUCAACUUCCUGUAACCACAAACCCUGAAAUGACUUCCCCUGUGUGUCCCUCGCUUGUCGAUCAACAGCUUGCAGAAGAGAAUUUGUUGCCAUCGGACUAUACUCAAUUGUACACGGAUAGGUUUAACGAAGAAAACCUUACAGAUAGCACGUCGUUGGAUUUCCUUCGACAACUGCAAAGCACUAUCAACGUUUUGGACUGCCAACCAGGAUCAGGCUGGUUAGAUGCAGGAAACUCGUUCUUCCCUCGUUUUAUGUUGACUGGUUUUUGUACUGAAAGGAGGUGCUCCAUGCCGGACCGAAGCGACUUCCUUUGUAGACCAGAUCUCACCAAUCAGGCCCAGAUCGGAAGAAUAUCUGCAUAUCGAUGGGACUGUUGUUGGAAUGGGGUUUAUCAGUGUGGAUGGAGAAGGGUGGAGGUUCCUGUCGUGUGUGACUGUGACUGUGAGUGUGGUGCAAAUGAGUUCAUAGGUUAACCACACCCACCACUGACACUGUUUGCUUAUAGUUUGCAUAUUAUACGUGUCUUGUGUGAACACACUUUAUUGUUUGUGCUCUUGAACUAACUAUUGUCUGUAACUGCAAUUACCAUGCAUGUCGCUAUACAAUUCACAGUUACAAUAAUUAUCCAUUAAACAUAA
Molecule: messenger RNA, 1062 nt
Organism: Halichondria panicea
Lineage: Eukaryota; Metazoa; Porifera; Demospongiae; Suberitida; Halichondriidae
Exons: 6
Coding region: 151-897 (248 amino acids)
Biological process (GO): negative regulation of BMP signaling pathway; negative regulation of cell differentiation; osteoblast differentiation
Source: RefSeq, a predicted model, not a curated record